Pyricularia grisea is the source of this 1755-nucleotide messenger RNA. RefSeq lists its product as uncharacterized. The record is from RefSeq and is a predicted model, not a curated record. Gene Ontology annotation, biological process: ribosomal large subunit biogenesis; rRNA processing. NCBI's taxonomy places the organism in Eukaryota, Fungi, Ascomycota, Sordariomycetes, Magnaporthales, Pyriculariaceae. Gene Ontology annotation, cellular component: nucleolus; preribosome, large subunit precursor; nuclear periphery. The transcript is spliced from 3 exons. Bases 158 to 1504 code for a protein of 448 amino acids.
CUCAUUCCUUUGAUAGACCCUUUUCCACGUCGCGAAAAAAAAAAAAAGAGAAAACCACGAAAAAAAACCAUCCCACCCUUGACCUGUAUUACAAUUGUCCGUCAAGAAAAGAAGAAAGACCAAAUUGCGCAACGAAUAAAAAGGAUCGAACACGGCAAUGGUGCACAAAUCAAAGCUCAAGUUGGCCCUCGCGGCUGAAAAGGGCUUGGAUUACCGAAAGAUCAAGGAGAAGCGCAAGGUCAAGGCCAACUUGAAGGAGAAGGAGAAGAAAAAGGCAGAGAGAGCAAAGCGCGAGCGUGGCGACGACGCCGAAUCGGAGGAGGAGGAAGAUGAAGAGUGGCAGGAUGAGGAGGAGAGCGACGAGGAUGGAGUAGAGAACGGCCUGUUCGACAUGGAGGCAGAGGAGUCGGACGACGACGACGGUGAUGACGACAAAGAGAUCAACUUGGGCAACUUGGAAGACAGCGAAACCGACUCCGAGUCCGAGGUAGAGAUGGAAGCCAAGAUUAUCCGCCCGAAAAAGUCAAAAGACAAGAAAGAGACCAAGGACAGGACAUCAAAGAAAACCAAGCCCGCCGCCGCAGCCAACGAUGACGACGAAGACGACGAAGAGGACGACGACGACGACGACGAGGACAUCCCAAUGAGCGACCUGGAAGACCUCCCCGAGGACGACAAGUCGGACCUGGUCCCGCACCAACGCCUGACGAUCAACAAUACGACGGCGCUGCUGGCCGCGCUGAAGCGCAUCGCCCUGCCCACCGAUGGCACCGUGCCUUUCGCGACGCACAUGUGCUUGACGCCGGCCCCCGGCACCGCCCCGACCGAGGCCUCGAUCCCUGACGUCUCGGACGACCUGGCCCGCGAGCUGGCCCUGUACAAGCAGUCGCUCGACGCCGCCAAGCGCGCCCGACAGCUUCUCCGCGCCGAGGGUGUCCCCUUCACCCGCCCCGGCGACUACUUUGCCGAAAUGGUCAAGCCCGACGAGCACAUGGAGAAGGUCAAGGCCAAGCUGGUCGAGGACGCCACCGCCAAGAAGGCCGCCGCCGAGGCCAGGAAGCUCCGCGACCUCAAGAAGUUUGGCAAGCAGGUCCAGGUUGCAAAACUGCAGGAGCGCGCAAAGGCCAAGAAGGACACGCUGGAGAAGAUCAAGGAUCUCAAGAGGAAACGCCAAGAAGGCGGUUCCUCGGCCUUGGGCGAGCGCGAGGCCGACAUCUUCGACGUUGCCGUCGAGAAUGAGCUCAAGAAGCCGAGCGGCGGCAAGCGCAACUCGGCCUUUGGAGACCGGAACCGCGACGAGCCGAACCGCAAGCGUCAGAAGAAGAACGACAAGUACGGCUUUGGCGGCAAGAAGAAGUACUCCAAGUCGGGCGACGCCAUGAGCUCCGGCGACCUGAGCGGGUUCAGCGUCGGCAGGAUGAAGGGCAAAGGUGGCAAGGGCGCAAAGUCGGCCCCCAGGCCUGGUAAGAGUAAACGAGUGGCCAUGGCUUCCAAGAGGAAAUGAGGAGUAGGAUCAAGUACCUUUAACUUUGGUGAGAUUGCUGGGAGGGCGUUGAGAUAACUUGUACAAAGCCGAAUACGUUUUUGCAGAGGCCUGGCCCUUAAAAAGAAAAAGUAAGAGCUGAACAGCCGUCCCCAAGGGCCUUAGUGUUGAGUGAGGUUGGGUUGCCAAUCGGCCCUUGAACAAGGUUCAGAUACUAUCCGUAUCCAUUGUUUCAGUUGAAAAAUACAAAUAAAAUAUGACUUUUAGUAAUC